This is a messenger RNA of Neomonachus schauinslandi (Hawaiian monk seal), 1621 nucleotides long. It is a transcript of the gene BORCS8, whose product is annotated as BLOC-1 related complex subunit 8. NCBI's taxonomy places the organism in Eukaryota, Metazoa, Chordata, Mammalia, Carnivora, Phocidae. The transcript is spliced from 6 exons. Gene Ontology annotation, cellular component: BORC complex. The coding region runs from base 65 to 424 and encodes 119 amino acids. The record is from RefSeq and is a predicted model, not a curated record.
GUUUAGGUAGCCUUCCCCAGAGCCGAACUUCUGCUUCCGGUCUUCGGAUCGGUCGGCGGUAGCUAUGGAGGAACCGGAGAUGCAGCUCAAGGGAAAGAAAGUCACAGACAAGUUCACUGAGAGCGUCUAUGUCCUGGCCAACGAGCCGUCCGUGGCCCUAUACCGGCUGCAGGAGCAUGUGCGCCGCUCUCUGCCCGAGCUGGCCCAGCAUAAGGCCGACAUGCAGCGGUGGGAGGAGCAGAGCCAGGGAGCCAUUUACACAGUGGAGUAUGCCUGCAGCGCCGUGAAGAACCUUGUCGACAGCAGCAUCUACUUCCGCAGCGUGGAGGGUCUUCUCAAACAGGCCAUCAGCAUCCGGGACCACAUGAACGCUGCCGCCCAGGGCCACAGCCCUGAGGAACCACCCCCGCCCUCCUCAGCCUGAUCCCAGAAGAGACUUGGAGGUGCUUUGGCCCCUCUGACGCAGGCAGAGCCCAGCGUGGCGGUUACCCACCCAGCUCAGGAAUCUUCGCCCCAUUGCUGACCUGCCGCGUGACCCUGAGAAAGUCCCUCCCCUCUCCGGUCUCUGCUUGUCCCUUCUGUCAGAGAGGCUCGUCAGGCAGCGGAGGGUGCUGCGCCCAGUGCUGUGUGUCAUAGCUGUCAGCUACUGCUGCAUGACAGACUCUCCCAGAACUUAGGGGCCUACACACCAGUCGUGGGCCUGCUCACAGUUCUCCAACGUGGGCUGGGCCCUGCUGGGCAGGUUGGCCGGGCUGACCUGGAGGCCGCCAUCUGGCACUCAUCAGAGUUCGCUGGGGCUGCACAGUCAGAGGCGGCCUUGCUGUCACGUCUGAAUCUUGACCAGUGCUGUCUGGCUGCUGGGGGUCCAGUCCUCCUGGGCACGGCCUCCCGGGCAGGCCAGCCCAGGCUUCUCUGGGGACCGGGUGCCAAAGAGAGCAGCCCCGGCGUGCAUGACGUUCACCUUGCAGCUGUUCCAUUUGUCAAGGCCAGCCACGUGGCCAGGCCCAAAAGCCGAGGGGAGAGGCCUGCAGGGAGGCAUCAACACCAGGAGUGUGGCUGAGCGCGUGAGGAGAGCACAGCGCCCAGGAAGGCCGCGCAUGUUGCUCUUCUGUGCCCGUGGAGGGCAGACCCCGGCAGAUGGGAGGCCCCUGAGGGACUUUCUAGCCCUUACUCUUGUAGCUCUCAAAGCCCUGCUCAUUUGCCAGGCACUGUGAUGGCGCUCUCAGAGGGCUGGGGUGGGGACCAGGCCUUCACAGCCCCAGAGCAACAGCGCCUCCCCAGAGCCGAGAGGCAGCAGAGCUCCUGCCCGUGCGGUCUAAGGACUUCAUGAACAGCUGCUGGAUGCUACGUUUAGCUCUCUGGGGGUACUGGGGAGUCCCACAGGCUGUGGGAUCACCUAGGGGGCAGCGGCAGGGCCUGGAGCCGGGGGAGCUGCCAAGAGGGUCAGCAGCCCACCCCAGUGGCCUGCACAGGGUUGCCCACCAGCCCUGGGCCAUCAUCUCCCUCCACCCAUGUCUUUGCCCUGGUCCCUCCCACCAUCCAGCCUCAAGGGUGCUGCCCUUCCGACACCCCGUGUCUUCUACCGUCCCUCUGCUGCUGCAGCCCCUCGGAAUAAAAUGCU